This is a messenger RNA of Schizosaccharomyces japonicus yFS275, 1938 nucleotides long. RefSeq names its product ABC family iron transporter Atm1. The coding region runs from base 1 to 1938 and encodes 645 amino acids. Gene Ontology annotation, molecular function: ABC-type transporter activity; ATP binding; ATPase-coupled transmembrane transporter activity. NCBI's taxonomy places the organism in Eukaryota, Fungi, Ascomycota, Schizosaccharomycetes, Schizosaccharomycetales, Schizosaccharomycetaceae. The transcript has 3 exons. The record is from RefSeq and is a predicted model, not a curated record. Gene Ontology annotation, cellular component: mitochondrial inner membrane; cytoplasm; mitochondrion. Gene Ontology annotation, biological process: iron-sulfur cluster assembly; iron-sulfur cluster export from the mitochondrion; transmembrane transport.
AUGAGGCUCGUAAGCAGCAGGCUACUUCUUCCGUGCAAGCGCGCCGGUUUUGCGUAUCAAGGGCCUUGUCGAACACUUUGGUCUGGAUAUGGAAACCGCCUCUCGCCAAAUAAACUGCUGCUGUCUAUACAAUUGUCUCGGUUUCACUCGAAUGCUCCGAAAACAAAAAAACAAGACCCCGAACAGUCAACAACGAAAACGACCACAAAGUCGAAGAAAAGCUCCGUCGUUCCAGAAGGACUCGGCUCUUUGGCACCAGAAAAGCAGUCGGAAUGGGGAAUUGUGAAAAAUAUGAUGCAGUAUGUCUGGCCGAAAAACCAGCGAGGCAUCAAGAUUCGAGUGGUGAGUGCUCUCGUUCUGUUGCUGGGCGCCAAAGUGUUCAAUGUUCAAGUGCCAUUCUACUUCAAGUCCAUCGUCGACACGAUGGACAAGGCCGUCGUCGGCCAGCUCGGACCGGUUUGGUCGACGGCGGGAGCGGUUGUGCUAGGCUACGGUUUGGCACGCGUCUUCUCAACCGUGUUCCAAGAAAUCCGAAACAGUGUGUUUGCAACGGUGUCGCAAAACGCCAUUCGAAAUGUCUCUCGCAACAUCUUUGACCAUCUUCUUCGACUCGACAUGAAUUUCCACCUGAAGAAACAAACAGGACAAGUGACUCGAGCCAUGGAUCGUGGCACAAAGGGUAUCAGCUUCGUGCUGUCGUCCAUGGUCCUGCACAUCAUCCCCAUCACGCUCGAAAUAGGCAUGGUGUGCAGCAUUCUCACAUACAAGUAUGGCGCUCCGUUUGCACUGCUAACGGCCCUGACCAUGGGAACGUACUCGGUGUUUACGAUAAAAACAACAUCCUGGCGGACACGCUUCCGGCGGCAAGCGAAUCAGGCAGACAACGAGGCUGCGACCGUGGCCAUCGACUCGUUAAUCAAUGUCGAGGCCGUGAAGGCAUUCAACAACGAGGGGUUUGAGUCGCAACGGUUCAACAAACACUUGAGUGCCUACGAAAAAGCGAGUAUCCGAGUCGCCUCUUCACUGGCGUUUUUGAACUCUGGUCAAAACAUCAUCUUCUCAACGGCGCUGACGGCGAUGAUCUCGUCUUCCAGCUGUCCAUUUUCCGCUGAACUUCCUCGGGGGUCAGUGUAUCGAGAAAUGCGCCCAGUUCGUUCAACCGACAUGGAGAACCUGUUCUCGGCUCAUGCGUGUAAACGUAGGCAUCCGAGAGGAGCCGGCGGCGCCGCCGUUGAAGCUGCAAGGCGGAGAGAUUCGCUUCGAAAACGUGAACUUCAGCUACCACAAGUCGCGGCCCAUCUUGCGCGACUGCACCUUUACCAUCCCAGCCGGCUCGAAGACGGUGGCCGGAUUCUGAUCGACGGACAAGAAGUGAAGCGUAUGCGGUUAUCGACGUUGCGCCGGGCGAUUGGCAUUGUGCCGCAGGACACGCCGCUGUUCAACGACACCAUUGGAGCGAACAUUGGUUACGGUCGGCCGUCGGCGACCCAGGAAGAAGUCAUCGAUGCAGCGAGACGGGCGCGCAUUGACCAUAUCAUCCAGCGGUUCCCGGACGGCUACGAGACCAUGGUUGGUGAGCGGGGCCUGAUGCUGUCUGGCGGCGAAAAGCAACGGAUCGCCAUAUCACGUUUGCUGCUGAAGAACCCGGAGAUCUGUUUCUUCGACGAAGCCACGUCCGCCCUUGACACGACGACGGAGCGAGACUUGCUGAACAACAUCAACUGGCUCCUGCAGGAGAGCCGGAAGACGAGCAUCUUUAUUGCGCACCGGCUGCGGACGAUUCUCGACUGUGAUCUUAUUUUCGUUAUGAAGGACGGGCGAGUGGCCGAGCAGGGAACCCAUGCAGAGCUGCUCGCGAGAGGGGGGAUUUACCGGGAGAUGUGGGAAGCACAGGCCGACCAGGAUGGCGAGCAGGGCAAACGGCAAGCAACGGCGUAA